Rhincodon typus (whale shark) is the source of this 1077-nucleotide messenger RNA. It is a transcript of the gene wnt8b, whose product is annotated as wingless-type MMTV integration site family, member 8b. NCBI's taxonomy places the organism in Eukaryota, Metazoa, Chordata, Chondrichthyes, Orectolobiformes, Rhincodontidae. Gene Ontology annotation, biological process: multicellular organism development; cell fate commitment; canonical Wnt signaling pathway. The record is from RefSeq and is a predicted model, not a curated record. Gene Ontology annotation, molecular function: frizzled binding; cytokine activity. The coding region runs from base 1 to 1077 and encodes 358 amino acids. Gene Ontology annotation, cellular component: extracellular region. The transcript is spliced from 6 exons.
AUGAUCGUUUCCCAGGUCUGGCUGCCCUCACUCUUUAUCCUCAACAUCUACCUCAAGCUGUGCCACCCGUGGUCAGUGAAUAAUUUCCUCAUGACCGGUCCCAAGGCCUACCUGAUCUACUCUGGCAGUGUGGCAGCUGGUGCCCAGAGUGGCAUUGAAGAAUGUAAGCAUCAAUUUGCGUGGGAUCGCUGGAACUGCCCAGAGAGAGCGCUGCAGUUGUCCACACAUAGCGGCCUGCGGAGCGCAAACCGAGAAGCUGCUUUUGUCCAUGCUAUCAGCUCAGCUGGUGUAAUGUACACACUGACCAGAAACUGCAGUCUGGGCGAUUUCGACAACUGCGGCUGCGAUGAUUCACGGAAUGGGCAACCAGGAGGACCGGGCUGGCUGUGGGGAGGCUGCAGUGACAACGUGGGCUUCGGUGAGACGAUUUCCAAACAGUUUGUCGAUGCACUGGAGACCGGCCAGGACGCCAGAGCUGCCAUGAAUCUGCACAACAAUGAGGCCGGCAGGAAGGCAGUCAAAGGCACAAUGAAGCGAACCUGUAAGUGUCACGGCGUGUCUGGGAGCUGUACGACACAGACCUGUUGGUUGCAGCUCCCUGAAUUCCGAGAGGUGGGCAACUACCUGAAGGAGAAGUAUCACAAGGCGCUGAAGAUUGACCUGCUGAAAGGAGCAGGCAACAGCGCGGCCAGCAGAGGGGCGAUCGCCGAGACCUUCAGCUCCAUCUCCAAGAAGGAGCUGGUGCACCUGGAGGACUCGCCUGACUACUGCCUGGAGAACAAGACCCUGGGGCUGCAGGGAACGGAAGGCAGGGAGUGCGUGAGGAAGGGGAAGCUGCUCAGCAAGUGGGAGAAGCGAAGCUGCAAGAGGCUGUGCGGGGACUGUGGCCUGGCCGUGGGCGAGAGGCGAGCCCAGAUGAUGAGCAGCUGCAACUGCAAAUUCCACUGGUGUUGCGCCGUCAAGUGUGAACAAUGCCGGAAAACCAUCACCAAAUACUUCUGCGUCAAAAAGGACAAGAGAUCCCGGAACGAGAGCGCCUCCAAGAGGAAGGAAGGGAGGCUUGGAAUGAGGCACUAA